Metarhizium album ARSEF 1941 is the source of this 711-nucleotide messenger RNA. RefSeq names its product receptor-associated protein. Gene Ontology annotation, cellular component: endoplasmic reticulum membrane; endoplasmic reticulum. The transcript is spliced from 3 exons. Gene Ontology annotation, biological process: endoplasmic reticulum to Golgi vesicle-mediated transport; intracellular protein transport. Bases 1 to 711 code for a protein of 236 amino acids. Lineage: Eukaryota; Fungi; Ascomycota; Sordariomycetes; Hypocreales; Clavicipitaceae. The record is from RefSeq and is a predicted model, not a curated record.
AUGACGCUCUACUACUCCAUUGUCUUCUUCCUCCUCGUCCUCGAGAUGGUGCUCUUUAUGCUCCUCCUCGUUCCUCUUCCGUACACGGCCAAGCGCAAGGUCUUUACGUAUGCUUCCCCCUCCCCCCCUCCGUCCAUGUUCCGUGGUCCUUGCUUCGCAGCGAGUACCCACACGUAUUACUUACUGACUGACCGCGACCGCGACGGCAGCUUCAUCUCGGAAAACCCCGUCAUCUCCCAGGUCAUGUACUGGUUCAAAAUCACAUUCGUCUUCAUCCUCGUCCUGUUCAUCGACAGCGUGAACCGCGUGUACCGCGUGCAGCUGGAGGUUGUCGCCGCGUCGGACCAGACGUCCAAGGGAGCUGCCAUUCUGGGCCACGAGCGCCUCGAGGUGCAGGCGCGCAAGUUCUACUCGCAGCGAAACAUGUACCUCUGCGGGUUUACCCUGUUCCUCUCCCUCAUCCUGAACCGCACGUACGUCAUGAUCAUCGACAACAUCAAGCUCGAGGACAAGGUCAGGGCGUUUGAGAGCAACAAGAACUACAAGGAGAACAAGUCGACCGAGGUGGCGGAGCUGCAGAAGCAGCUGGCGAAGAAGGAGCAGGAUUUGCAGACGCUCAAGAAGCAGAGCGAGGGCUUGCACAGGAGCUAUGACGAGCUGAGCGACAAGUAUAUGGCUACUCAGGUCGACGAGGGGAAGAAGGGGAAAUGA